ACUCUGAGUAAGAGCUUAAUUGUCCUUUUUUCUCCCAAAAGAAGGGGUAUUUAAAUAGCUAGAUCGCUAAAUUUGUGGGUGGAAUUCUACAGUCUGAACCCUGCGCGCGUCUGGAAGACGCGUUCCAGUGCUGGUGUCUAACCUAUACGCAUAGCGAUGCAGGUGUCUCUGGCGCUCGUCUAUUCAAGCUCUGUGCUGCUGCUGCUGCUGCAGGGCUAUUUCACUUCUGUAAAAGGAUGGAGAGUAUUCCGAAACGAUGCCACAGAAAACAUACCAGAUUACUCCGAGGACACGCAGCCGCCCGAGGAACCGGUACAACUUUCUAAUAAUACGAUGAACCGCUCAAAACACGGAGGAAGGUCGCAAGGAGGGAGGAGUUCGUCCGGUAACGCUGACUCUUACGGUGCGUCAGAACUGAGCUGCCGGGAGCUGCGCUUCACGCGCUACGUCACCGACGGGUCCUGCCGCAGCGCCAAGCCGGUGAAGGAGCUGGUGUGCUCGGGCCAGUGCGUGCCCUCCCACCUGCUCCCCAACUCCAUCCUGCGGGGCAAGUGGUGGCGCGGCGGCGCCCCGGAGUACCGCUGCGUCCCGGCGCACACCCGUGUCCAGCGCGUGCAGCUGCAGUGCCCGCGCGCCCGCCGCCGGACUUACAAAGUGCGCGUGGCCACCUCCUGCAAGUGCAAGCGCUACACCCGCCAGCACAACCAGUCAGAGGCCAGGCCCCCCGCCAGGCCCCGCAGCAGCAGCAGGAAGCGCGCCCGUUUGCCCCAGGGCCAGGGCAGGAACAACAGCCCCGAGGUGCCCAACUCUUACUGAGGGUGCCCCCUGCCACACACACACAAACACACACACAAACACCCACCACACACACACACACACGCACACACACACACACACACACAGUCGACGCCUCUCCUUCAGUGGGAGAAGAGUUGAGUCGCGCAAGCCAAAGGGAGGCUCGUGGCGGACUUCCGGGCCACAUGUGGUGCUCACCGCGCCCGAGGGCUUUCCCCCAGCUUCACUCAUACUUUACCUGCAUGAUCUGUUGAGUCUUGCGUGUUUACAAUGGAGAAUGGGACAGUGUGUGUCUGUUGAGGGCAAAGGGCCAGUCAAGGAGGACGGGUGUUCCAUUGGAAAGAGAGGACUCAUUGAUCCUCCCUGCGGUGCUGCUGAGAAGGUACUUUUAGAAUUCCCUCCUCAGUUCAAACUUAUCUCGUCAUGGAAGGAGGAGCUCCAGUGUCACGGCUGAAAUCAAGUGAGCGCUUCUGCCAGCAAGACCCUGGAGGCAGAGGGUUUUUCCCUUAACAUGUUGUCUGUGGUCCAGUGGAUUGUGAAAGCAUCUUUGCCCUGCCAGUCUUUUCAUUACAUGACCAUUGGAGGUGAGAUCUCUCACGUGUCGUGGCUGGACAAACUCCAGGAAGUGUGACCUCACAGCAGGGCGGGGCGUUUCUCUACGUCUGGCUACAAGGAAGUGUAAGGCGGAUUUCCCAGGAGGCCUCACACUGGUGCGCUCCUGUCGGAGGCAGUGUGGGUCAGACCCUGAGCCGGGACCACUUAGACGAAUGAAUAAAUAAGUUACCGCAGUACCGCACCCACGAGAGCGCACCAAGGCCGGCCUUGCCAGAGGCAAUGAGUAUUACUCGGAGCUGAACUGUGACUCCCUUUAAUAACUAAAUUAUCCCAUUCCAGCAUUUAGGAAGUGAGUCAUCAAAAGCCGUUCCCUCUAAACAUUUCCUGUUUGUGACAAAAGAACAAAAGUGAGUCUUCAGUGACUGGGGUGGUGCAUGGACACUCGGGGUUCUUCUGUGCCUUCCCUGGGUGACCCUGUAGAGUGAACACCACCAUAACUAAUCACGGCCCCCAAUCCACUGCUUGUGACUCAGUGCUUUUUUGAUUCACAAAAAACAUGGAAAUGGAAAAAAAAAGCCUAAAUAAGUCUAAAUGAGUUGUUUGAGAUCUUGUUAAUUUCACACAAGGUGAGCCUCAGUGAAGCGAGAUGCUUUGGCCCACGGUUCUCCCUGCCAUGUCACUGCCCUGCAAUGGACCUGCUUGUAUUUUAGGUGUGCGGGGCCGUUCCUUGGAAAUCGAGAAUGCCUGCGUUUUCCCACAUGUUUUUCGUUAUAGCUUCCUGAUUUGUUUUUUGUAAACAGUGCUGCCAGUGUUUGCUUCUUUUUUUUUUUUGUCAUGUUAGCGGAAUCGCUGUGUUAAGCACUGAUUGUUUGUCAUAGAUUGUACAUACCCCAUCUGUGUGGUCUGCUGGACUGGGUCUCUCACCUGGCAGUUAACCGAAAGGGAGGAAAGGAAACCACUCCAGAGGCUCCAGAGGGACCAUUACAAAGAAUGAAUAUUUAUUGUUUCCUCCUUUUGAAUUAUUUAUGCAACAUUGUGUACUUACGAUAGCUAUUAAUGUCAUAUAAAGGAAAACAAAUG
This is a messenger RNA of Megalops cyprinoides (Indo-Pacific tarpon), 2430 nucleotides long. Its product is annotated as sclerostin-like. Gene Ontology annotation, molecular function: BMP binding. The coding region runs from base 157 to 816 and encodes 219 amino acids. The transcript has 2 exons. The record is from RefSeq and is a predicted model, not a curated record. Lineage: Eukaryota; Metazoa; Chordata; Actinopteri; Elopiformes; Megalopidae. Gene Ontology annotation, biological process: ossification; negative regulation of BMP signaling pathway; negative regulation of Wnt signaling pathway.